Medicago truncatula (barrel medic) is the source of this 1869-nucleotide messenger RNA. RefSeq lists its product as uncharacterized. Gene Ontology annotation, molecular function: fluoride transmembrane transporter activity. The transcript has 6 exons. Gene Ontology annotation, biological process: fluoride transmembrane transport. Bases 117 to 1451 code for a protein of 444 amino acids. The record is from RefSeq and is a predicted model, not a curated record. Gene Ontology annotation, cellular component: plasma membrane. Lineage: Eukaryota; Viridiplantae; Streptophyta; Magnoliopsida; Fabales; Fabaceae.
UGAAUGUUAUAGUCAUGUUUCCUAUAGAAAGAAACACAGUGAUAGUAUAAUUUAUUGAUCUUUGCUCUUUUUAUUUUAGAAGGAAAUAAGUUUUUAUCUAUCUUUUGAGGAUCACGAUGGAGCGAACGAGCAGUUGGGGUUCUGCAGUUAGUAGGCUUUCAGUGUGUCAAAAUGUAGGUGUUGGUGAUGACGAAGCUGAGGAUCACGAGUGUUUUUCAGCUGCAGGAGAUAUAGCUUUUCAAGGACGAAGGAAAAGUGAGAGUGGUGGCUUUGACCUGUCUUUAUAUAUCAAACCAGAAAAUGGAACAGUUGUGUACAAUCCUGCAAUGGAACAUGAAUUGCCGCCAUCUAAUAAUAACUAUAUUGUAAAUCCACAAGAACACCUUGACCUUCCCAUCUUUGUUUCAACAAAUGGAAAGGUUAAUUAUGAAGACAUAAAACAAGUUCUGGAACUUGACAAGAUACCCAAGCUACUGGAAUAUGUUUCAUGUCUAACUCAUUUGGCUGUUUUUGGCAUUCUUGGGGUCUUAACGAGGUACUUAUUGCAAAAGUCAUUUGGACCAGGUGGUUUUGGUGUGACCAGUGAUCAUACCGUUUUUUACCUUGAUCUGCCAUCAAAUAUGAUUGGUUCCUUUUUGAUGGGAUGGUUUGGUUUUGUUUUUAAAAGAGAUAUAUCCUGUGUAUCUGAACAUCUUGCAAUUGGUCUAACAACCGGCUACUUGGGGAGCCUAACAACUUUCAGCGGCUGGAAUCAGAAAAUGCUCGAGCUUGGUGUCGCUGGACACUGGAUCUUGUCUUUUCUUGGCUUUCUAAUAGGCAUGUUGCUUGUAGCCUUGUCGAUCAUCAUUGGUUUCUGGACGGCGAAGGGAUUCAAAUGGUUACUAAAAAGACUAAACAUGAGACAUGGAAGUGGCAACUUUAUCUCUAAAGUAAGUUGGAAGGUUGACAGCUUCCCUCGUCAAUUGGUAGUGACGAUAGUGUUGUUGGUGAUAUUAGCUUUGUUAUGGGGUGUGAGUAGUGCUUUGGAAAUAAAUGAGUUCAAAAAUGGUGGGGGUGAAGCUCAGUUGUGGUUAGCCUGCAUUGUUGGACCUCUUGGUGUAUGGCUUAGGUGGUUCUUAGCUACUAGACUUAAUGAGUGCGAAAUUGGCGGAGGGUUUCUGAAAUGGCUUCGAUUUGGGACUCUUAUUGCCAAUUUUUCUGCUGCUUGUAUCAUGGCUGCACUUGCCACCCUCAAGAAAUCAGUGAAUACUACAAAUUGUGAUACUGUGAUAACAGGACUUCAAUUUGGUCUAUUGGGAUGUCUGAGUACUGUUUCAACAUUUGUUGCUGAAUUGUAUGAAAUGAUAGAAAACAAGCAUCUUUGGAGAGCAUUUGUCUAUGCUAUGGUUACCAUUUGUGUUUCAUUUUCUUUUGGGAUCUUACUAUACUAUAUCCCUGUUUCCAGAAUGUGAGUGAGCAUAGAGAUUAAGUAAGUACCUUCUUGUUUGGGUGUUUGGCUACUUUGUGUGUUCGAAGUUUUGUCAUGUGUGCUAUGGUGUUCAAUAUCAAUAGUGAAUUUGUUGGGUCCAUGGGGUAGAUAGUUGGAGGGAUUUAGAUUUUGUGCAUUUGCGAAAUAUCUCAUUUGAUACAGUUGUGUUCAUGAAGUGAUGUUCAAGAUGGGAUGAUUUAAAUUUGAACGGUUUAGAGUUACAAUGUGUGAUUGAAACUAAUGUCGUCAAAUCUUGAUCAAUUAUUCUGCAUGGCUCGACUUCAUCAAAUGCGUAAUAUUUGAACCUUAAUAAGAAGUCUUGAUUUCAUGUGACUAUUGUUGUAAGAUGUGAAAAAUUUACUACAUUCUUCGUAAAGAAAAAAGGUUUGAACGUUGGAAAA